Protopolystoma xenopodis is the source of this 717-nucleotide messenger RNA. Lineage: Eukaryota; Metazoa; Platyhelminthes; Monogenea; Polystomatidea; Polystomatidae. The record is from the annotation of a GenBank genome assembly.
AUGGCUAGUCCCAACACUGAAGUGAAGCUUCUUCUGAAUACUUCUCUAGUUAUAUCGAACGAAAUCAGCUCUUAUCCAUACGCCCAUACCGUAGUCUGGCAGAUACCGGAGUCAGGUGGUGCAUUCAUCCGUGCCUAUCGUAUUCGUAUUCGUAAGGUUUCAAUCGCCGGAUUUCGAGUAUGGCAUGCAUCUAUACCCCUUUCUGGAGAAGUGAGUUCAUUGAAAACCAAUUGGACGAGUGAGCCAAUGGAAUAUCCUGUCAUUGAGAGUCAAGAACCAUGGCGAUACUAUCAGCCCGAGUUGGUGUCUCCUAUGCUUAAUUCUUUUCGCCUAAACGAUCUGGAUCCAGAGCAGAUCUACCAGGUGGUUAUAGAAGCAGGUAAUGACUAUGGCUAUUCGCUCGACGGCGUAGAUCUUGAUGCUAUCCCUGCUAUUCCACGAAUCCCCGAGUCAGAAAAGGUACAGGCCUUUGUUCUAGGUAUGGAGCAGUCCAAGAAUGAGGUCCGCCAACGCCUUCUGAUUGAACUGAUGACCAAGGAUCUGGUGCGUACUAGCAGCCUUUUCGUCACCACAAUGGCGGACCAAAUUGGCCGCCCUCUUCGUAUAUUUGGCUCUGCUAGUCAUGAUUCAAAUGUAUCAUGGCGGCUGUUAUCUGUCUUCUUUUAUAUUCAGAUCGCAGGGCUAUUUUACGAUUUAGAUUGGCUUUCUCAGCUCUGA